This is a messenger RNA of Blepharisma stoltei, 276 nucleotides long. Lineage: Eukaryota; Ciliophora; Heterotrichea; Heterotrichida; Blepharismidae. The record is from the annotation of a GenBank genome assembly.
AUGGCAGAUCACUUUGAGAGAGUUGCGCAAUUGGUUGUUGAAUUCAAACUAAGCGGAGGUACCCUAGAGGGAGAUAAAGGAUAUCAAGUCUACGGACUUUAUAAACAAGCUACAUCAGGUGAUAACACCGCUCCUAGACCAGCAGAUGAAGCAGCUGCACGCAAGUGGGACGCUUGGGAAGCCAAGAAAGGCCUAACUCACGAUCAAGCCAAGGAGCAAUACGUUGAAUCCUUCCGUGCCUGGUUCCCAGCUGAUUGGGUCGCGAGAUUGGGAUAA